AUGGCGUUCAAGUUUGUCCUACUCGUGGCAUCUAUUGCCUGUGCCAGCGCUGGAUACAUCCCGACCGGUCAUUCUUACGGCUCAUCCUUGAGUUACUCCACCAUCCAUAAGAAUGUGGCUCCAGUUGUGAGCAAGACGAUCAUUCAGGAGCCUCAGCUGUAUCACGCUCCCUCGGUUGUGGUCAGCAAGCCUCUGGCGCUUACUGAAGCUCUUCCAGUAUCCUACAAUGCUCCCCAGUCCCUCUAUCAGGCCCCAGAAUAUGUGAAGAACUUCGAAUACGCCCCGAAGCAGCUGUCUUAUGCUCCAAUUGGCAAGACCUUCCUUGGUGAGCCGUCUUAUGGCAAGACCAUCAUUGCUGAGCCGUCUUAUAGCAAGACCAUCAUUGCUGAGCCGUCUUAUGGUAAAACCAUCAUCGCUGAGCCGACUUAUGGUAAAACCAUCAUCGCUGAGCCGUCUUAUGGCAAGACCAUCAUUGCUGAGCCAGCCUACGCCAAGACCAUUGUAUCUGAGCCGAUCUACACCAAGAACGUGUACGCUGAACCAAUCUAUCAGUCGAAAUCAUUGAUCGCAGAGCCAGUGUACGGAAAGAGUAUCCUGGCUCAGCCAGCUCAGAUCUAUGGAGGAAAGGUUCUCUCCUACGCACCGAACGUCGCUUAUGGGGGCAUCGCUUCGCACGGAUGGUAG
This is a messenger RNA of Anopheles coustani, 684 nucleotides long. RefSeq names its product adhesive plaque matrix protein-like. NCBI's taxonomy places the organism in Eukaryota, Metazoa, Arthropoda, Insecta, Diptera, Culicidae. The transcript is spliced from 2 exons. The record is from RefSeq and is a predicted model, not a curated record. Bases 1 to 684 code for a protein of 227 amino acids.